This is a messenger RNA of Dreissena polymorpha, 924 nucleotides long. RefSeq lists its product as uncharacterized. The coding region runs from base 28 to 924 and encodes 298 amino acids. NCBI's taxonomy places the organism in Eukaryota, Metazoa, Mollusca, Bivalvia, Myida, Dreissenidae. The record is from RefSeq and is a predicted model, not a curated record. The transcript is spliced from 8 exons.
CAUCCUAUAGAAACCAAAGGUCUAACAAUGCGGACGGAACAUCAUUCAUGUACAAUUGAAGAGGAAACAUCAAAGACCGAAAAAAUACAAACAUCUAAUGCCAACCUCAUUAUAUCUGUUAUCGAAACAUCACAGAGAGGGAAAGAACUUAAUGACGCCCAUCAACGUUUGCUAACAUCACUUGGUGAAAUUGCAGAUAGCAGAGGCACGUGGAUAAUCAGCUUUAGUACUGAAAACGAAGCCGUUGAGUACCUGGAGGUGAAACAAAGCAGUUCCAAGGCUUACGAGAAACCAAUUGAAUAUUUUGAAAAGUCGUUUGGUGACGGCAUUCUUGUACUGGAUCAUGAUGACAACAAUAGUGUACACUCAACCAAACACUCUUACCUGCUAAUGAGAGGUGUCGAAAGCUUCGACUGCAAACGUAAGGACCGUGACAAUUUAGGAUGUGUUGUGAUUGUUCUCGGGGUUGAUGUGUCUGUAUUAAAGAAGGCACUCUACGCUGUUACCCACGGCAUCCCGGUGGUUUUCAUACAAGGAUCGGGAUCAGAAGCUGACUUGAUUGCAGCAUGCAUUAAUCAAAAUGAACGUUCGACCGACAAUGCCAAAGAAGAAUGCGUCCAUUUGCUCAAAGACAUUCUCGAAGAAACAAAAUAUGUAAACAUUUACUCUCAAUCAGAAACGACUGACAUACAAUAUGCCAUUCUAUUAGCUCUCAAGAAAGCGCCUACUGGACAGCCCGUUUAUUCCCCGCCGGUCACCUCGUCUUUAUUAAACUGCAACUGGUAUGCUAGCUAUCCCCGCAAGCCUCACUCCAACUUUUUGUCGCUAGAGAGUAUGGGUAUUAAUGAUUCCACAACUGAGCGGAAUCUCCAGGACACGAUGGAACAAUAUCAGGAGAGCAGCAUAGAGUUUCUGCGAUGGUAG